UUUUUAGUAAGUAACAAAGAUAGAACGACGCGAUGUGCACCCAAAUAAAAGUUUUCGAACGCAGCCCUGAGUGGCAGCACUGUCAGCGUUUUGACGUAAAUAUUUAUAUCGUGCCCAUAGAUGAAUAUUCCCGUUCAAAUAUUUUACAAUUUACAAAUUAUCUGUUGUCAUUUGAUAAAAUAGUGACACAAAUAAGCAAAAAUGGCCGAAGCGUCAUUUUUUAAGCCAUCGGACACUGAAUCACUGAAUUACACUCAGGAAAUUCGGCAGAUGAUGCAUGGAUUUGGUGACAGUAGUGAACCAUUGUUGGAAUCUGUAAAGAUCAUAGAGGAUGUCGUGCUGCAACAAAUGAAAACAAUUGUCAGAAGAGCCUGUGAAAUCGCGGAUAGACGAGCCAAUUCGAAGAAGAGCAAUGUCAUCAAUGGAGAGGAUCUUCUCUUUCUUUUACGUAAAGACAAAGUCAAGCUUCAGCGCAUUGUGAAAUAUCUUGAAAUCAGAGAAUUGGGAUGCUCGGUUCAAAAACUUAUGGCGAAUGACAACCCACAAACUACCGUGGAUUCUGAACAAAUGGAUGGUACCAAGAAAAAAGUGCCAUUUCAGAGUUUUCUAGAACAGAUUGACAACACGGGUGAACUUCUAGAAAAUUCAUCCUUCGUGGACGAUAUUAAACGACGCAGAUGCAUUCGUGCGGACAUCGCGUCGAGGUCCAUGGAUGAAAUGCAUUACAUAAAAUUCAGCAAGGCACGUCGUGUGUCCUUUGCGAACAAAAGUCGCAAUAAAUUCUGUGACUGGAUUUGCUUGGAUGGUGAUGUUACCUUGUCAAAACAAGCACAAACAAUCUUGUCUUACCUUGCAUAUGAAACGGUUGCUCAAAUUGUUGAUCUCGUAUUUUUAGUACGGCAAGAUCAAGGUAAAAUAAUGCAUGGUGAUGCUAUAGAUCGGCAACGACUCAAUUAUGUUAAUCCAUUUACAUUUAAACCACGCUAUCAUAGUAAGAAUUUCGUAAUGAAACCAUUAACUCCUUCAGAGAUAACUGAAGCCCUUAGGCGGUACUGGUCUCCACAGCUAGAUAUGACAGGUCCAUUUAAUAGGUGGUCCAUGAGAAGACCGCACUUGAAACUUCUUUCAUGUUAGAUGUAAAGAUCUGAAGAAGACUUCCUGCUUAGGAUUGGACUGGACCCACCGCCAAUAUUUCUUAUGAGAUUCCUCAGUGUUUUUGGAUUUUCCAGUAACGGCGAC
Messenger RNA from Temnothorax curvispinosus, 1239 nucleotides. It is a transcript of the gene Spt3, whose product is annotated as transcription initiation protein SPT3 homolog. Gene Ontology annotation, biological process: transcription by RNA polymerase II. The record is from RefSeq and is a predicted model, not a curated record. The transcript is spliced from 6 exons. Bases 202 to 1134 code for a protein of 310 amino acids. NCBI's taxonomy places the organism in Eukaryota, Metazoa, Arthropoda, Insecta, Hymenoptera, Formicidae. Gene Ontology annotation, molecular function: protein heterodimerization activity; transcription coactivator activity.